AUGCACACAGCAAAGUUUAUCAACGACAACAUCACAGUCUCGAAAGAGUCUGAUGUGAAGUUGACACUCUACGAUGAAAAUAAUCCUGAUGAACCUUUAACUUUGCUUUGCCCCGGAGAGACCAGAAAGAAUUUUACUGGAAAAGUUGUUAGUAUUGAACCUUAUUGCACCUAUGCUACUAGGUCCUGGCAGCUUUCCGAGGAUGUGGACUUUGUUGCUAAUAAAGAUGUUACUGUGACGGAUGACACGCUCGAACAAGGAAAUAAGGUGGUUUGGUUCGGUUAA
Molecule: messenger RNA, 285 nt
Organism: Penicillium samsonianum
Lineage: Eukaryota; Fungi; Ascomycota; Eurotiomycetes; Eurotiales; Aspergillaceae
Exons: 2
Coding region: 1-285 (94 amino acids)
Source: RefSeq, a predicted model, not a curated record